GGGUUUUUGGGUCCAGUGAAAUGACUGUGACUGACUUUCCAGCAAUGACAAGCUUGUGGGAUUCAGCAGCAUUCUUUGAACUGAGGGAAAAAAAAUGUCUUGUUUCAUACCUUUCUCUUUGUGAAGUGAACUUGAACAGCCAAAACAAAAGUCAGUUUGGACCGCAUGUUCUCUAUUUUAUAAAGGAGAUGGACAUCUUGGUGUUUAACUGUGUUUUGAACAAAGAAAAGCACUUCGGCUAGAUUGGUCCAAAGAGCAUCAUUGGAGCCAUUGCUGUGUGAAAGGACUUGCACACCCUUUCCAGGAUGAAGAAAAUCAGCCUUAAAACGAUCAAAAAAUCCUUUAACUUGAACAAAGGCAAAGACGAAAAUGAAUUUGCUGUUGUACAGCAGCCGUCACUGGUCAAUGAUUUUGGGAAAGAGGACUCUCUCUUUAGUUGUUAUGGGAAAGAUUUGGCUGGUAAUGAUCUAAACAAAGCAGAUGAGGAUGACAAAGGACCAAAAAAUAAGGCAAAAGGCGAAGGCUUGAUGGGCACGCUGAAAAGGAGGCUUUCUGCAAAGCAGAAACAAAAAGCUAAAGGGAAUGCACCUUCUGUCAGCUUAGUGGAAGAUGAUCGAUUUUCCUCCUCUUCAACUCCAACGAGCAUUAAUGAUUUAAAAGCUCAAAGACCCUUAAGAUCCACGUCACUCCGUGGCCACCAUUACAGUCCUACACCUUGGCCUUUGCGAUCAGCCAGCUCAGAAGAAACCUGCAUUAAGAUGGAGGUUAAGGUCAAAGCAUUAGUCCACAAUAAUAGCCCAAACCAGGCAUUAAAUGGCGUUCGUAAGGAGUUCCACGAUAUGCAAACAGAUCAUGUGUUUCAGGAACAGAACAACACAAUCAAAGAAAUUGAGCCCCAAAAUGGCCAUUCUCACCUGAAUAUUGAUGAAUCUUGUCAUGUUCCCGUGGUUAUUGGGUUAAUGCCUCAGAACUACAUUCAGUACACAAUGCCUUUAGAGGAGGGAAUGUUUCCUAUGGAAGGGUCCCGUACCUGUUGUCUUGACAAUCCAUUGCCGAUGGAAGUUGCAUCAGUGCCAUCCCAUGUAUGUAAUAGCACGCUACAGACAGAUGAAGGCCAUAUGGUCCCAGAUUUAGUGGUUGCUUCUGAUAUAUUCUUGGACCCACCUGUAAAUGGUCUAUUGAUUGGUACAACAGGUGUCAUCUUGCAGAACUCCAGUUCCAACCAUGUCGAUAUCCCUCCACUAUCUCCACUCCUACCUCCGAUUCCCAAUCAAAUGCAGUUGACAUUUCCUGGUUUUGGUGGUACAGCGGCCCAUGUAGCAGAAAGAGUCCGUCACCAUUUGAACUUUGACCCAAAUUCUGCUCCUGGAGUAGGGAGAGUUUAUGACUCUGUACAAAAUAAUGGUCCAAUGGUAGUCACAAGUCUCACAGAAGAGCUGAAAAAACUUGCAAGGCAAGGAUGGUACUGGGGCCCCAUAACGCGGUGGGAGGCAGAGGAGAAGCUUGCCAAUGUGCCUGAUGGUUCUUUUCUUGUACGUGAUAGUUCUGAUGACCGUUAUCUUUUAAGCCUGAGUUUUCGUUCACAAGGCAAGACUCUUCACACUAGAAUAGAACACUCGAAUGGAAGGUUUAGCUUUUAUGAACAGCCUGAUGUAGAGGGACACACAUCGAUUGUAGAGCUGAUUGAGCAUUCAAUUAAGGACUCUGAAAACGGCGCAUUUUGCUAUUCUAGGUCUCGCCUACCUGGCUCUGCAACUUAUCCUGUAAGACUAACAAACCCAGUCUCCCGGUUCAUGCAAGUGCGGUCACUACAGUAUCUGUGCCGUUUUGUUAUUCGUCAGUAUACUCGAAUAGACUUAAUUCAAAAACUGCCUCUGCCAAACAAAAUGAAGGAUUAUUUGCAGGAGAAACACUACUGAAAAGUUUUGAAGUCUUGCAGAUUGCACUUUUGGAACUGGAAUGCAUUGGAAUAUUUUUUUUAAAUAUAAUUUAUCAAAAAUUAGCUUAAAAAAUCCUUGUUUAGGUGCUCCUUCAUUUUGCAAUCACAGGCCUCUGUUCUCUUUCUCUCUUCCCUCCCCACUCCACCAUGCACCCAGCAGAUGUUGACCAUUGUCUAUUUGCCAAAUAAAGACAGCACAUUUUUCAUGUUGAGCUAUAACACUAUUUUCUCAGUCACCUGCGAAAGAGUGCUGGGCCCAAUCCAUGCCCAAUCUUUAUAAGUUUUCCACUGUUAACUGCAGGUUUCUAUACCUGCCUUCUGAAUCUACAUUAAAGACACAGUCCCUCAAUAAUGGCCAUAUUGUACACACUGCUUCUGUGCAGGUUGGCCCUACUCAAAAGCAAGUGACUUCCCAGUAUCAGUGUGUACCAAAUGAGAUAACAUCUGGGCAAUUUAUCAUCUUUAAAGUCAAGCUAUGAUUUGUUUUUAAUUGAAAGCAAAAACACUUAAUGGAGUAAAAUAAACAAGACAAUGUGUUCAGCGCAGUAGAUGGUACACAGGGCACACAGACCCAUGUAUCAUUUUGUGUUUAAUUGGCUAAGUGUGUUGGCAUUAUCAGCAGCUGACAACCUGAAGUGUUAUACCUUGUGCCACUUUUCCCGCAUACAAAUUACUGUAUUUCUGACAAACCUUCCUUAAACAGACCUGUGCAUGAGUCCAAAAUUUCUGCCUCUUUUAUUUGAUUGGAAUUGUUUUUCCUUAAAAUCCUGCUGUUGUUUUAAGAUAGAAUUUGCUAUCUUUGUUCUUUUGUACUACUUGUGUCAGCAUUUUGAGUUUGAUUUGAAAGAUAGUUUCCAAAUGCCAUUUUAUUAUAGAGCACAACAUAGAUUUAUUUUCAAAUGUCUGGUUUGCACAUGCGGUUCUUAUGCCAGUUUGUGCUUGUUUGCCCAUGGACCAAUUUUGUAAAGGGCCAUCAUGCCAGUAUUUUGAGUAAUGGUUUAAAAUACAGUGGGAGACCACAUUGAAUACAGUAAAUAUUGAAGAGUAUUGUCCCUGGUUUUAAAGGGAACUAAUGAGCUUUAUUUGCGUAUUUCAAUUUGUUUUCUUUUAUAAAACAAAAGGUUGUAGGAAAUCAACAUUAAUUUCUAUGAGGUAAUACGGAAUGACAUUUUAUGGAUUUGUUUGUUUUUCUAUUGAGUCAUAUGAAUUGUAAUUUGGAUAUCAUGAUUGAGGACUUUGAACAACUACUCAAUGUCUCUGUAUCCUUGUAACCACCAGGUAAAAGAUUGGUUAAUCAUACCAGUGAGAUAAAUUGGAUGUUUUUUGUGAUUUUUUUUAAAAUCAGUUGGAAUAUUAUUACUGUAGUUCAUUUGUAUUUCAAUAGACCAACUGACUGAAAUUUAGCAAUAAUUUCUUUCUUUUCCUCCUUCUGUUGAAGUACUUUGUGCACUUUUAGGUUGUGUUUGGUUUCACAUUUUCCUGUAUUGCCAUAUAGAAAACUUCUGUAAGUGUACAGGCAAAACUGUUCCUAUAAAAUCAUUUGUAAUAUGCCAA
This is a messenger RNA of Carcharodon carcharias (great white shark), 3493 nucleotides long. It is a transcript of the gene socs6a, whose product is annotated as suppressor of cytokine signaling 6. Gene Ontology annotation, cellular component: phosphatidylinositol 3-kinase complex. Gene Ontology annotation, biological process: regulation of growth; protein ubiquitination; phosphatidylinositol phosphate biosynthetic process. Gene Ontology annotation, molecular function: 1-phosphatidylinositol-3-kinase regulator activity. The transcript has 2 exons. The coding region runs from base 306 to 1919 and encodes 537 amino acids. The record is from RefSeq and is a predicted model, not a curated record. NCBI's taxonomy places the organism in Eukaryota, Metazoa, Chordata, Chondrichthyes, Lamniformes, Lamnidae.